Pollicipes pollicipes is the source of this 1082-nucleotide messenger RNA. Its product is annotated as lazarillo protein. Gene Ontology annotation, biological process: lipid metabolic process; response to reactive oxygen species. Lineage: Eukaryota; Metazoa; Arthropoda; Thecostraca; Pollicipedomorpha; Pollicipedidae. Gene Ontology annotation, cellular component: cytoplasm. The transcript has 4 exons. The record is from RefSeq and is a predicted model, not a curated record. The coding region runs from base 77 to 583 and encodes 168 amino acids.
GGGAAGAUGGAAUGACGUCUUUCGCUACUUUGUAUUUUAUCAAACAAUCGGCAAGUGCUGGAGUGGUACUUACAGCAUGCGCAAAAGUGGUCAGGUACAGGUCACCUUGCGUUUGCGAGAUAAGCUGCUCAGCAAGCCGCUCAAGAUCACCGUGAAUGUGAACCAGCAGAGUCCGUACACGCCCAACAAGCUGUUCUACACGAUCCCGGGAGUGCCGCUGCUCAGAGACAAUUACGAGGUUCUCCGAACGGAUUAUGACAACUGGACGAUCGAGUACUCGUGCAGAAACAAGCCAUACGGAAGGCACGCGAAGCAGGUGUGGAUCCUCACCCGGUCACCACACCCUAGCCGAGCCGUGCUUCGCAAGGCGUUCUACGCGCUUCGUGACCUCGGCAUUCGAAUCACGCCGUUUCGGCGGAGCGACCAGUCGUGCUCCAGGACGCCCUACGGACACGUGCACGGCCGCAGCUUGAGCCUGGAGCCGGCGACUCUAGCGAAGCGCAGCGACCUUCUAGCGCUCUCGGACAUAUUCGCCGAACUGGCGACCAACGGAACGGUGGCGGGCGAUGGUGGUGACAUCUAGCGGGAGGAAGCGUGACGAGGUGUCCUGUGGAGCAUCCAGAACCAUUUCAUAUUGCAAAUGCGGAGGAGCAUUGGUUGGCAAGGCUGGCUCGGAAAGCCAAGCGGGUCUAGAGUUUCCGGGCUUCUAUUUUAAGAGCCAGGGAUUGGGAAUGAAUCGGCUAUAGCCCCGCUGGCCGUCAAGGACAAACCAAAAUAUGUUCAACAGACAGGGGAACCAGCACGUGGAAUUACAUAAAUAAGCUAUUGCCAUCGCAUCACCACGCAGCACUUGUAUCCAAUCUACCGUAUAACUGUAGAUAUGUAAUCACUGAGCGAAGUGGUUCAAGAUCUCGCUUACUGCGAUCCAGCAUUGGAGGUGCAUGUGCACGGUGCGGGGGACUGGUGUGUUAUUGCAUGAAGUCAUCGGAUGACCCAUGUGGGGUCAUCCGAUAUCACAUCUUGUUUUGUGCUCACUUCUCAUCUGCAUCAUAGUUUUCGUAGUCUAGAAAAUCAGUUGAAUA